AUGAUGAAUGAUGAUGAUGUUGGUGGUGGUGGUGGUGAUGACGAUGAAGAAGAAGAUGAUUGUGAUGUUGGUUGUUUUGACGUUGGUUUUGGUGGAUGUGGUGUUGGUGGUGUUGGUGGUGUUGGUAAUUGUAGUUAUAGCAAUUGUGUUGGUGGUACUUUUGGUGUGCCAACGUGCUUUGAGACCUCUGCAGCGAUCGCGUCAUUAACGGACGCUUGUCUGCUGGAGAGCUGCCGCACGUUCCAGAUGGUUUUGUUGAAAUGUAUUAAUAGUCGUGGGCAAAGUUGGUCACUACUUGCGGCAGACGGACGCCGUCCGCGUCGAAUAUGUUGGUCGAACGGUUGAGGAUGUCUAAGAAUAGCUCAAUGCAUCCCUGAAGUUAUUGUGUCUUCUCGGUAAGGAGGGGACUGAUGUCGAGGCUGAGGAGAGGUGCACUACCUCUGGCUGUUGGACCAUAAACAGCAUUGAUCGUGGACAAGAAAUUCUUCCCUUCCUUGCCGUUUGCGCAUCCUUGAACCUCCUAAGCCUUGUGAGCUGUUCACUCAUCCUGCAUUUCGCACGGCCGCUGGUAUAGAAGGCAGAGGCUGCGGUUGAAAGCAGCACUAUUGUCAUCGGAGUAGCGGUCGACGUAGGUUUUUAUGUUGGCAGUUAUUCGCGGCGAGCAGGUUGCUGAUGGCGGCGUUGUUGCAAUCAGACCGAGGACAGACAACGCCGUCGACUGGACCGUGUCCCGCAUUCGUUACUAUCGGUUCCCUACGCAGGAGCUAUUGUCAGAUGCGGCUGCGUUGGCAGUGUAGCGGCUAAGCGUGAAUGGUGUACGCUCAGGGCGCCUCAACUUCAGGCCAUGUUCCAAGUUGUUAGAAGCAGGAGGCCAGUUAGUUAGGACACUUUAUCCUGUACAGAAUAGUGAAGGGGAAUGUUGGCAAACGGACGAGGAUGUGUCUGACUGUCUUCAUCUUCCUGCCUCAUUAAAAAACAUUAAGUGAUAGAAAAACAGCGGACUUCAAGAAUAUCACCAUCAUGCAUCUGUACAAUCGGAAAGGAAACCGUCAACGCUGCGACAACGAUCGAGGCAUCUUCUUGCUGAACAUCGCAGGGAAAAUCUUUGAUCGCGUCCUUCUGAACAAAACUCUAAAUGAAGAUCUCUUGCCGAAAAUCCAGUGCGGACUCCAUGGUCAUCUUAGGAUCACGCUCAUGAUUCGCAGGCCUUGCAAUGUGACUUUACACGCACUGGCAGCCUGGAAUGUUUGCUGCCUUUUAGAGCGACUGGAGAAACAAGCGACCGGGACGAUAAGCGGGGCGGAAAGAUGGAGGAGAAAGAGCAAAAUGCAGAGAGUUGUUUCUUCUUUGGAUCUUCUGGAGGUUAGUUUUGCGGAUGCGGCCACGGCCAGCUGGCAGAUCGCAGGGAUGCGGCGUAUUUGACUGGGUAAACUAUGCUAUACCUUUCCUCUGGAGACAACGUACCCAAUACCACCACCACCAUUUGCGCCAUCCCGACCGACAAUGCCACUAUCUCCGUUAUCAGUAUCAAACACAUAAUUCAUCAUCAAUCAGCUUAGCCAUCCAAUUUUGGCGUUGACAUGUUGCAGUCUGCAGGCAGUGGCUGGGCUGAGCAAUAUUCAGACAGUCAUUGUUGGCAUCGAAUAUCAGCGGGUAACCGUCACCGUCAGGCCCCUACUUCCUCCAUUUUAUGAUCUGCCUCCAUACUUUCACCGUUUUCACUCCAUCGUUCGCUUCAAAGUUCGUCACAUUGUCCUUUUCCUCCGAGGACUAAUGAUAAAUCUUUUUGAGCCAGUGGGUAUCCCUAAGGGGAAGGCCUUUAGGCUGAAUAAUCCGACCAACACCUUUGUAGAUCAAAUGGCUGACACGGAUUUGCCUUUAACUAUAUAGUGUUCCGAAACGAUUUUUUAAAAAUAACUCAGGUUCCUCGCCCCCGGUACCCUUUCUAGUAGUUUAAAUUUCUAUUACCUCGCAGCCGUUAGGCGCCCUAUUCAGCAGUGUGGUUUUCAAAGGCCAAUCGGGAAUUUAAUAAGUCAAACUAUACAGGGUAAUGUUUUGUGGAGGCCGGAAACACUUGCUGUGUGUAAAAUAAUUAAAAGUGUUUCCUAUACUAUCUUAAUUAUCGUUCCACGUCUACAGCAGUCUUUCCCAUUAAACACGCCUACAGCAUGAGGCAUCGCCAAGCCAUCGCUUUUCUGCCUUUCGUAUCAAUGAAGCAAACCCUACACCAAGUGUCAACCAAGUCAUGAGUGCUGAGAAAGCAAAGGUCUUCUUUGGGGCAGAAGCCUACUAAACAACCCAACCUGGCCUCGCGCAUGCACGUGCACUCGUUCGACCGCCACGCUGCCAUCUUGGCACUUGAACCGCGACUUGCAGAAGGUCGAUAACCCUCAGCCAUUCGAAUUCACCUCAGUCAGUAAUUAUGACGCUGCAAACGGUGCGAGGUCUAUGCCUGAAAAUUCUCCUCAUGCGUGCAUUUAUUCAAAUCAUUUGUGAGAUGGUUUCAACUCUCUGGAUUUUUUUGCGUCGCGAAUGUUGUUUUUUACCUGUUGAUUGGUAAGUGCUCACAUUAAAUCCCUUCAUGCACCUCGUGAUAUCAUUUAAAUUCCUGCUUACUACAAUGUAAUGUUUUACCUUUGCGAUUGCUCCAGGCUUAAUAUAAUUAUCCGAGUAUACGCAGACCGGAUUAUAGACUAACGGACACAUCUCAUCUCUUUACUUGUAGGCAUCGUCCUUUCUACCCCAUCGUUGUUCCUCGUUAUGUUUUCGUUGUUCAAUCUUCAAGAAGUGUUUCUUUGCUGGACGAAGCUCUGUGAAGGGAAGAUGUCUUCUCUCCUUGAGAAUCCCUUCAGCAAUGUGCGCCUAAGGAAUUAUUGUAUAUGUCGGCUGUAUAAUGAUCUACCAUCUUCGGUUGGUGUUGAGUCAGUAGCAUUCUGGUAUGCGGAAUGUGGCGAAGCGGAGCAGCAUGAGGAGAAGUAGAAGGAGAAGGCGGAGGAAACAGCUGAAUUUGGUAGAAGAAUAGAGAGUGGCUUGGUACGAGAGGAUGAGACGGAUCAGUCAGGUCUCAGUAAGUGCCUUAACUACUUGCACUAGCAUUCUAACCGUUGCUCAGCCGCUUCUGACUACUUAAACCCGCAUUCUUUACUUCGCAAUAGAAAACACCAUGCAGUACCCUAAGCCGCAGUUAAGAAAGCUCAAGUUUGUUCCAGAGCUCGAAGGAAUCGAGGAGUUUUCGGAGAAUGAUAAGCAGGAGAAUGAGGGGGAUCGCGAGGAGGAGGAGGAGGAGGAUGAGAAGGAUUUAGAGAAGGAGGAGGAGGACGCCUGUACCAAUGACAAUAAUGGCGUAAAACCGGACGUGACGGAGGGGGGCCAGCUGCAGAAGCACCAACAGCAGCAGCAGCAAAUGAUGUGA
Messenger RNA from Spirometra erinaceieuropaei, 3412 nucleotides. The record is from the annotation of a GenBank genome assembly. NCBI's taxonomy places the organism in Eukaryota, Metazoa, Platyhelminthes, Cestoda, Diphyllobothriidea, Diphyllobothriidae.